Messenger RNA from Sinocyclocheilus rhinocerous, 806 nucleotides. Its product is annotated as cGMP-dependent 3',5'-cyclic phosphodiesterase-like. Lineage: Eukaryota; Metazoa; Chordata; Actinopteri; Cypriniformes; Cyprinidae. The coding region runs from base 78 to 806 and encodes 242 amino acids. The transcript is spliced from 9 exons. The record is from RefSeq and is a predicted model, not a curated record.
CCGGCAGCGGGAAACCUCCUCCUCUUCCUCCUCCUCAGCGCGAUCUGUCGGUACCGGCGUCUGCGGCGCGAUGCGCGAUGGGUCAGGCGUGCGGACACUCGCUGCUCUGCCGUAGCCAGCAGUACCGGACCCCGGCGGCGGCCGAACUACGCGGACAGCAAGUGUUUCUGAGAGCCGACGACACACCUGCUGCUGUCCUGCCCUCCCUACAGGAUGCAUUGCUGCAGUUGGCCUCCGUUGUUGAUGUCAGCAGCCUUCAGACGACCAUCAAAGAUGUGCUCAGAGUUGUCCUGCCAACCGUGGAGUGUGUGUUCGUGUACCUGUUGGAGGCGGAGUCUCGGCUGCGAUGUGAGGAUCCGCCCCAUGAGGUGCCGUCAGAGGGCAAGCUCAGAGACGCGGUGAAGCAGCAGAAGAGACUGCAGUGCUCCGGCCUGCCAUCAGCAGAACUCCAUCAGAAACAGAGCGGCUCGCUGAGCACACCACUGCCGGCCCACAAACGAGUGCUCAUCAUUCCUCUGGUGGACGAUGAUGAAGGGAAGGUGAUCUCUCUGAUUCUGCUCUGCUGUAAACCGCUGACAGAACAAGAUGAACAAAACCUCAACAUCCUGGAUAUACAGCUCACCGUGGCCUGUAAGCGAGUCAGAGACAUUCAGAGAUGCUCCAAACGGCCACACGCUCAAUCCCACAAUGCACCAGCGGAGUCCAAAGCCAGAGCACAGGCGGAGGACUACAGAGAGCUCGACCGCAAGAUCCUACGGCUGUGUGGUGACGGCUCUGUUUCCAAACCUAGUGAGCUGCCUACAUAG